This is a messenger RNA of Paramecium sonneborni, 1432 nucleotides long. NCBI's taxonomy places the organism in Eukaryota, Ciliophora, Oligohymenophorea, Peniculida, Parameciidae. The record is from the annotation of a GenBank genome assembly.
AUGUUUAAACCAAAAAUGAUAGAAAAUGAAAAUGAUUUUUGUUGUUCUAAAGGACAUAAGCUACCAGUUCUUACAAUUGCAGUUGAUCCAAAUUUAUCAAGGAAUUAAAGGCUCUUAUGCUCAGAAUGCUUAGAGAACACAGACAUGGAUGCCAAAGUAAUUGGGUUAAAGAAAAUAAUUUCCUUGAUUGAAGAAAAUUAAGUAAAUAAGAUGGAAAAAUUACAAAAUAUCAUAAAUAGCUAAAUAAAUGUUAUUGAAUCAUUACAUUGUGUAGUUGAUCAAAUGAAAUCAAAUGUAAUCCAAAAGUUAAACUAAUUGAUUACUAUUAUUAUUGAAUGGAUUCAGAAUCUAUAAUAACAAAGAUCAUAAUAUUCUCAAUAUAGUUUUUAUGAGGAAUUAGAAAAUAUGCUCUAAAAGGAAAAUAAAACUAAUUCCGGCUAAUAAAUAUUGAUCCAUGAAAUUUAGGAAACCAAUCUCUGUUGGGCUUCCAAAUUUCAUCCUUAAUUAGAACACUUUAAUUAAUUUGGAGAAUAUAAUAAAUGUAGAGAACUAUUAUCAAGUUUAGAAUUAGGAUCUGAUUAAUUAAUUUAGAUUGAAUAAUAAUAAUAAUAAUAAUAGAUCAAUAUUUAAGAGAUAAAAUCAGUGAGUACUUUAAUAAAUAUUCAACCAUCUUAAACUAUAGAAUCUAGUCAUCAAUAUAAUCUCAAUACAUUCAAUUAUUAAUUAAUCUAAGAGUAUUCAAUCUCCUAAUAUGAAUUCUGUUGUGCUAUAGCUGUUGAUAACUAUUGUUCAACUUUGGUGGCUGGAUGUAAUUCAAUUAUUAAAGUAUUUUAAUUCAACUAAGGAAAGAGCAACUAUUAAAUUUUGGAUAAAAAAGAAUGAAUGGUUGUGUUAAUAAACAAUCAUUGAUCAUUCUAAAUCUGUUAAUGGAUUAAGUUUAAAUUAAUAAUAAAAUAGAAUUGUAUCAUGUGGAAUUGAUGAAUUUAUAUUAAUAAUUGAAUAAUCAGGACAGAAUACAGAAUGAAAAGUAUUGUAAAAGAUUACGGUUGAAAAGAAUGGUUGGAGAGUAUGCUUUAUUGAUAAUAAUACUUUCAUGUACUCACCAGGUGGUAAAGAAUAGAUAUCUGUUUUUGAGAUGAAUAUUAAUAAUAAAUAGUUUACAAAGACAAGAGAUAUUCUUAUUUAAAGUGGAAUAGAUUGCAAUCCAAGAUUUCCUUAACAAUAUAUAAAUUCAAAACGUAUUCUAAUGAGUAAGAAUGGGGAAUAUGUCAAUUUAAUAAGAUAAAAACAAAAUGGAGAGUUUUUAACUGAACAAUCUAUUCAUUUUGGAAUUAGUUCUUUAUAUGGAGCAAUGACUGAUGAUGGAGAAUAUUUAAUCACUUGGGAUAGAGCAUCAUAUUAAAUACAAAUUAGAAGAUAUUAAGAAUAAUGA